CCGAACUAGGGCAAUCCCAAUAUUGAAUUACGAAAACCUAAUCCCAAUUCCUUCCCCCCAAAUUGAAAAGAUCCCCGCACAAACUAAGGCACAAUGGAGAUUGCGUCAGACUCCCAUGGGAAUAAUGGCUUUCCUGUGCGUAAUAAGAGGGUAUCCUUAGAUAUAAAGGGAAAUAGAACGGACAUCCUGAUGUGCACUUACGAUGAUUAUAUUCUGGUCAUGGUUACACAGAUAGGAUGCAUGGGUACCAUAGUGCAUGCCAGGAAAGAAGCUGAUGUAACUGUAGACCCCACUUUCAACGUUUCUGUAGUGUUUGGUAAAAGAGAUGAGCCUCUUCUGAUCGCAUGUGCACGUCAACUCAUUGAACAUAUAAGUUCUUGCGGUUCAUCUAAGCCAUUGGUAUUGUCUCUUGGUUUAAAGGACCACUCGCCGGGAGUUCUGAAAGAUGUGAUUGCUGCUGUCAUCGAGCAUCGUGCUUGGUAGAAUUGCUGCAUCAAAAGCCAUUGCGUUACAUACGUAUCACACCAUACAAGGCGAGCUUUUUAUUUUAGCGGUACACAGCUUCUUCUUGUAUCACAUCGCACCGAGUUCCACAAAAAGAACUUGUAAAAGCUAGUAUUGAGACUAUUUGGAUGAGGCAUUUUGUCUGAACAGGACAUCAAAUCUGAUUUUGUAGUAGUUGUAUCUGUCAUAGAAAGCCUAGCACUUGGUUUUGUUUCUUCCCUGAGCUCCAACGAAGCCCGCCAUUGUAUUUGCUGAAAAUUGUCCCUACGUAACUUUCUAUGAACUGUAUUGAAGGAGCGUUCAAGUGAAUGUAUUAUGUAAUCUACAGUAUCUCAUUCCAAGGUAGCUUCAUCCUAAAAUAAAUUUCUCCUU
Molecule: messenger RNA, 876 nt
Organism: Asparagus officinalis (garden asparagus)
Lineage: Eukaryota; Viridiplantae; Streptophyta; Magnoliopsida; Asparagales; Asparagaceae
Exons: 8
Coding region: 94-483 (129 amino acids)
Biological process (GO): proteasome assembly
Source: RefSeq, a predicted model, not a curated record